Molecule: messenger RNA, 1296 nt
Organism: Ricinus communis (castor bean)
Lineage: Eukaryota; Viridiplantae; Streptophyta; Magnoliopsida; Malpighiales; Euphorbiaceae
Product: non-functional NADPH-dependent codeinone reductase 2
Exons: 5
Coding region: 113-1063 (316 amino acids)
Cellular component (GO): cytosol
Molecular function (GO): aldose reductase (NADPH) activity
Source: RefSeq, a predicted model, not a curated record
GUAUAAAUAGGUUUGGGUUUAGAGAGCCACAGUCAUGCACAUACACUUGUAUGGUUUAUAAUCUACCAAAGCAAAAGAGAGAGAGGGCAUAAUCAUCAUCAAGAAAAGAGAGAUGAAGAGCAACCAAGUUCGUUUGAACUGUGGGAUUACCAUGCCAGUCUUGGGACUUGGCACUUUUACCUUCCAAAAUGAUAGGGAGAAAACACAACUCGCCAUUCAUACUGCACUUGAGAUGGGUUACAGGCACCUUGACACAGCAAAAGUGUAUGGUUCUGAGCCUGCAGUGGGGAAUGUUUUAAGAGAGGCAAUUCUUGACCAAACAGUUAACAGAGGAGACGUUUUUGUUACAUCUAAACUAUGGGGGAGUGAUCAUCAUGAUCCUGUUUCAGCUCUCAAGCAAACUCUAAAGAACUUGGGCAUGGAGUAUCUAGACAUGUAUUUGGUGCACUGGCCAGUGAAGCUAAAGCCUUGGGCUUGUUAUCCUGUGCCCCAAGAAGAAGAUUUUGUGGAGUGCUUAGACAUUGAGUCGACAUGGGCUGGAAUGGAGAGAUGCUUGGAUUUGGGAUUGUGUAGAUGCAUUGGUGUCAGCAAUUUCUCCAGCAACAAAAUCAUACAAUUGAUGGAUUUUGCUUCUGUACCUCCAGCUGUCAAUCAGGUGGAAAUGCAUCCAAUGUGGAAACAAAGCAAGCUCCGAGGCGUCUGUGCAGAUUACAGGAUCCAUGUAAGUGCUUAUUCACCGCUUGGUGGCCCUGGAAAUUCAUGGGGAUCAACUGCUGUGGUGGAUCAUCCAAUCAUGAAAUCCAUUGCUUUCAAACACAAAGCCACUCCAGCUCAGGUUGCUUUAAAGUGGGGAUCAUCAAAAGGGUCUAGCAUGAUUGUGAAGAGCUUCAAUCAGAAGAGGAUGAGGGAAAACAUGGAGGCCCUCAAUCUCAAAUUAGACGAUCAAGAUAUCGUUGACAUUGACAAAAUGGAGGAGCGGAAAAUCAUGAGAGGAGAGGUAUACGUUAACAGUACAACAAGUCCAUACAGGACAAUUAUAGAUCUUUGGGAUGCUGAAAUUUGAAGGAUCUAUACUAUGUUAUUGUGCCCAUUUCCCAGUGAAUUUUACAAUAUUCAAGUGUCCGCCUGUAUCUUUCCCCUUUCUUCUUAUGUUUUUUUUAUGUCAUAUAUCUAAAUGGCAAGUCAAGCAGGCAUGUGGGCAAUCUUGCGCAAGCUUAGUUGAAACAAAACAUGCACUUGUAUCCUGUAGAUUGAGCAUGUCUUUCUAAAACGCUAGACUGGCAACCUUUUCCUCAA